Messenger RNA from Homarus americanus (American lobster), 381 nucleotides. RefSeq lists its product as uncharacterized. The coding region runs from base 1 to 381 and encodes 126 amino acids. NCBI's taxonomy places the organism in Eukaryota, Metazoa, Arthropoda, Malacostraca, Decapoda, Nephropidae. The record is from RefSeq and is a predicted model, not a curated record. The transcript has a single exon.
AUGUCGACGAUGGCAGUUCAAGUCAUCACCUUCGUCAUCCUCCUGCUGGCGAUGACGUGUGAGGAGGUACGAGGUCAAAAUUUGAACAUCAACUUACAGUCAUUGAUGCGAGACCUCAACAAUCCCGAUUUGGUGGAGUUCCAGGUGGCGUGUGUAGCCAAUCAGGGACCUUGUGACGAGAGAGGACGUCAGCUGAGCCUGUAUAUCCCCGUCUUGUUUGAAGGAGGCAGGUGUUUCAGGUGCAGCCGUGAGGAGAACAGGAACCUGAGGGUGUUGGUGUCCAUACUCCAGAGACGUUACCCUCGCUGCUGGAACGCUAUUAUUGCCGUCCGACAGAAGAGUUCUGGACCAAAACCCCAAGCUAGAGGAUGUACGCGAUAG